AUCCCAACCUCUCCCCGCUCGACUUGGAUUACACUCAGGUGGACAACAGAACAUGUCAAUCUACACGACUAUCGCAACCAGUAAGGAGCGUCACGCCGAAAUCCAGGCCGCUCUCGCCGCCGUCGAGAGCAGCCCGGAAAGGCUCCAGUCGCACGAAUCCUACCUCUCGGAUCUCCGCCGCGCGCUGGCUGAGACUAACCAGCAGCUCGCACAGCUCCGACAGGUCACCCAGGUCGAGCGUGCGCUGCACGAGAAGUACCGCGACAGCACGGUGCGUCGCCUGCUCUACCGGGCGACGGGCAAGCGGACCGAUUUCGAGGCCAAGGCCGAUCAGGAGAUGCGUGAUUACUACGCCGCGCUGGCGAAGGAGAGCCGCGCACAGGCGCAGCAGGAGAUGCUGGAGGCCCAGGUCGCGGAUGCGGUGACGCAGGAGCGCGACCUUCAAGCCGCGUGCGUGGCGCGGGACCGACUGCAGGAGGAGCUCGACGCCAUCUAUAGCGAGAUCUUCGAGGGCCGGACGGAGGAUUUCCCGGAGGAGGAUGCGCAGGAAGAGGUCACUCAGCUGGCGCGGCGGGAGUAUGGGCAGCGGCGGCAGCGUUGGAGCGACGUCCACCAGGCGGCGCAGUGUCUGGCGAGAGGGCAGCUAACGAUCCGGGAGGCGCUAUUGAACCUAGUCGAGAGUCUGCGUCACUCGGAGAGGGAUCUAUGGGGGUUUGGAGGGACCCUGGUCGAUGUGCGGCAGCAGAACUGUCUGUCCCGCGCGCAGCAGAAGGUCAGCCAGACGCAGAUGCUGGCGGCACAAGCGAAACGGCUGGACUCGAUGGUGCAGCCGCUACCGGCCAUGAGUCUGGUCGAACGGGACUGGGUCGGGGGAAUGCUCUUCGAUACCUUCUUCUUCCACCUCGAGUUCUUGGAUAUGAUGCAACAAUCAGUUCUGGAGAUCAAGCGAGCGGAGGAGAGCCUGGCCGCCGAAGUCCGGCGGAUCAAGUCUCGGGAGGCAGACAUGCAGGCGCAGCUGAAUGAGGCGCGAACGACCUUCGAAAAUGCACAGCAAGACCUUCGUCGGAUUCGAUACGAGGUAUUCAUGAAGACCGCUGACCCCCCACCGCCCUACACCGGUGCACCGACAGUGGGAAGUGUUUGAGGCUUUUGGUGGCUGAAGGGGUGAUACACCCUAAGACAGGAUUACCGUAUAGGUAAUCGAUUAGCAACCUGUAGGACCACUGUUCCUGCCAAGGUAGGCACAAGACAAGAAGGUUGUUGGAGUGAUAAAGACUUCUUGGCUUGGAGUGAGACUGCUGUCUUUCAUGCAACAAAGAGCCCGGGAAUAUCUUUGUUUCUACCCGCUUGGUCCCUCCUGACCGGCACCAGAUAUUGACUGUGAGGACGAACAAUGAUCCACAGGACUUAAUUCCAUUGCCGUAACAUUAAUGGAUCUUUGUCUACUUUUGUCUGCAUUCACGCAAAGGAG
Aspergillus aculeatus ATCC 16872 is the source of this 1471-nucleotide messenger RNA. RefSeq lists its product as uncharacterized. The transcript has a single exon. The record is from RefSeq and is a predicted model, not a curated record. Lineage: Eukaryota; Fungi; Ascomycota; Eurotiomycetes; Eurotiales; Aspergillaceae. Bases 53 to 1144 code for a protein of 363 amino acids.